Prorocentrum cordatum is the source of this 3039-nucleotide messenger RNA. NCBI's taxonomy places the organism in Eukaryota, Dinophyceae, Prorocentrales, Prorocentraceae. The record is from the annotation of a GenBank genome assembly.
GUGCCCCGCAUCGUGCUGUUGAACCCCCAGAUCCCAGUAGACGCGCAGAUCUGGAUCAAGGUCCAGUGCAACUCCAUGGUCGCAGUGGGAUCUUCCACGUCCUUCGUCGAGAGGCUUGAGAUUACACCAGUGAUUGCAGCGCACUGGGUGAAGUUCCUCAAGGAUGAGCGAGAUGCUGCUAAGAAACGGUCUGCCGAUGACGCGCAGCUGGACGAUGCAGAUGCGGGCAGCUCCGGGAACAAGGGUGACGAUGGCAACGGCAGCCGCUUCAAGGGCUUCGAGGCGAAGUACAACAGAUUCGUCAAGGAGAACUACAGGGAGAUGUUCGACGGGCUUGAGGAUUUCAAGCGCGCAGCUUUAUUCAAGAAGAGGUGCGACGCUUUGCAGAUAUGGGACAGGCUGGUGGACUGGUGGGGGGAGUUCGUGGUGUUCGAGGAGCGUCGCAUGAAUCCGAAGGCCAUGUUCCUCGUGUUCGACAAGAUCGGGGACGUGCUGGCCAAGGACAGCUACCACGGGGCCUUUGGCGAUGCGAUGUUCGAGGUUCUCAAGUACGCGGUGCCGACCGUCUUUGAGCCCCAGCCCAAGGAUGACGAUGACGAUGGGGAGGCAGAUGUCGCGCAAGAGAUUGCUACUGACGUGGACUACGUGAACCACCCGGACCGCGACGUGCGCUGGAUAUUGCAGAAGACUUCUGAUUGUAAGCGCCUGGUGCAGCUGACCACUCCGAUGGCCGACUCUUCCAUCUUCAAAGAUGCGUUGUCCGCGAGCCCUGCCAAGCGUCUGCUGACGACGGUGGCGAACCCGAAGGCAAAAGGCAAGGCUAAGCCGAAGGGGUCUGCUAAGGCCGCCGUCACGCCAGAUGCCGUGGCACAUUGCACGCAAGCGGGAUCAACAGUCCGCUCGACCAUGUUCCUGGAUGACGUGACGUUCGGAGUUCGCUUGGGGAUGAAGCUCCAGUCGGACAAGGGGAAGGUUGUGUUCCAGUUCGGCGACAGAGACUCUGAGGAGGAACACUUCGCACUGUGGAAGAUGUUGCGCCCUCGCAUCAUGGAUCACAUUUACGACGUGCACAGCGAGCUCGUGGAGAAGACUAAGAAGCUGGUCGCCGACUUCCUCACCGACAACCCUCCCUUGCAGAACCUGACGUACCUCGAGCAGACACACGUUGUCGUGACCAGGAUCAGCUCGACUCUCUUGCGCUCGAAGGGCAGGGUGUACCCAGGAGACGAUCUGCAGGACAAACAUGCAUGGGUCGAUGAGAAGCGCAAAGUUGACAAGGAGAGUACCAUGCUGACCAUCCGGCUCCAGUCGGUCGACGCCUCCUUGGCCCAAUGGGUGGCUGAGCUCUGGGCUGACCAAUCCGACGUCGUGGCUACCCACCGCACGAGGUUCCUCUACAUUCAGAAGGCAUUGAAGCUGAUUGCAGAGAACGCGCAGUUCGGCAGCGAGCCCAUCAAGCAGCACAUCAUCAAUGGGAUCGGGUUCGGGGCCGCCGUGGAGGCCGACAUUUUCGGGUACGAUAGCGUAGAGAACGGGAACCCCUCCAGCGAGGCAUUGUGGCUCAGGGUGUUCGAGAUUGCCGAAAUCUUGAAGGGCCGAGUGGUGAAGAAGCCCGUCGUUGCAAUGUUGCGGACCGCGGUCAAGUCCAAGAUCGAGUGCAUGAAGAAGGCCGACAUCGUGAAGGCACUGCAGGUUGAGUUCCCUGGCGCAGUGCCCGAAGGUGUUGAUACCUUGGUCAAGUCAAUGGUUAUGCAGUUAUUGCUUCAGGAGCGGCUCCGACGGAUGGAUGCCCAAGAGCUUGCGGCGCUGCAAACAUGGAAAAGCUUAUUCUGCCUGGGUUUCGAGGAAGGCGCCGACGCGCUUCGGAGGAAAGCCUCUGCCGUGGCCCUGCCCCUGACCGCUCCAGAUGCUGAGUCCAGCCCGCGCGGUGACAAUGCCGACAAUGCUGGCGCCGAGACGGCCGAGACGACGUCCGCGCAGCCUCAGAACACAGUGGUUGUGGCCUUGGAACAGUGCACUCAGGUAGAGAUCAACGGCAAGGAAUACUUCAUCCUCUUCAAGGGUAUGGGGGCUUGUGACAUGUCGCGCCGCCUGUGGAAGUGCGACGAGGCGAGCCGCUACCUGACGCAUGCCAUCAUGGAGGAGUGGCUGUUCGGUUGCGGGCCUGCCAUUGCCAAACCAGUGGGCGGCUCCAACGGCGGUGACGAUGCCGCCGCGGUGCCGCCGACGCCGAAGAAGCCCAAGACGAGGGUCGCAGGGAAGACCGAGCCUGCGGUGAUUGCAGCGAGGGAUGAGGACGCCGCGGUGGAGACCGCGGCCGAGAAGGUGGAGGUGGUCGUCGAGGACGAGAACGACGAGAACGAUGAGAAGGAGCAGCACGCGAAGCCGAUCUCUCUCCUCGAUGUGGGCCUUGACUUCCUGGUGUGCCCGUCCUCCCAGAUGUCAGCUGGUAGGCCCGGUGGCGGAGUGAAGCUCUACUUCGACAGGACGCGUGAUGCAUGCGGGUCCAUGGAGGAGAAGCUCAAGCUUCAUUUCGCAGGCAGGGUGGUGAUAUACCCUGGCGCCUUCGUUGGAGAUGGAGCGCGCGUCGCAGCAGGCCGCGUGCACAUUGAGCAGCAGGAGCUCAACAUCUUCAUCGUGCCGAACGUUAACUUCAAGGACCCCCGCAGCACCAUCAGCGUCCCCGCCUGGAGCGUGCCAGUCGUGGCGGACAAGGCGCAUGAGGAGGACACCAUGACCAUGAAGGUGGGCACGUACACGCAGGUGAUCAAGGACGUGCCUGGGGUGGACGGCGGCGCCGUGAUGCUGGACCGCAGCUUCUUGAUGAUCAGGCCGAGGGCGGAGCUCUUGGCGAUUCAGCAGCGGAAGAGCGAGGAGGGGGUCCCGGCGGCGGCUGCGGGCACCGACGGGGAGUUCGCCCCGCUCGAGCUGGAGCCCCUGACCAGGCCAAAGUUCCCGUGGGAGUUCAAGGCCGUGGUCCAGGAGGACGAGAAGGCCCGCAAGGCGCUUGGCAAGGCCAUGAGGCACAUCCUCGCGUGA